AUGACGCUGUUCAGCAGCCUGCGGCUACCGGGCAGGAAGCAGUCAAAAAAUGAGCGGCGCGUGCAUCCGACGGAGGAAGAUGAGAGUGGUCUACACAGGCAGUCCUCAACGGCCUCAACGAGCUCGGCUGAAUUCUUAAUGUACCAGGACGGCCACCGACGGCACAACGAACGCAAGAGGACUGCCGACGAGACAGGGGUGACGUCCCGAGACCCGCUCAGACACAUGAGCAAUGCCAGCAACAAGAGUACGGAUAGCCGGAGGCCCGCCGCAGAAAACAUGUUGACCCACGUGACGGCUGCGUGGAAGGUCUUGCCGACAUUGGUGCCAGGCAUCGCCGUGAGCAAGAAGAAUGCGCGGGUCAAUCUGCUGGUCGUUCGCAACCCCAAGAUGUGGUCGCAAGGCGACGAGGACGGAGGUGCAGGCAAACCUGGGAUCAUAUCUUCCAUCGACGAGGCUACGGAUACGUGCGCUGUUUAUUGGUACGAGUCUGGACAGGUCCACGACCAUUACAAGAUCGACAAGAUGGGCCAGCUCUGCAAGCCAUGCGGCGAUAUCCCAGAGUCGCUUGGUGGGAACGAUGGGCUGGCAAGCGCAGGGAUGGCGCAGUGCGCCAAGGAGGCCCUGAGGACGCUCUUCGGGGGCCGCGGCAAGAAAGGACACCAGACAACCACCCCGAUCGAGCGGAUUGGCCGGCGCAACUCCAAGGAGAGCUACGCGGAGAAAACUCAAACAGCUAUCAUAUUUGACUGGGACGACACCCUGUUCCCAACCACGUUCGUGAGGCACGGUAUGGGCCUCUCCAUCAGGAAGCACCUGAAGGACCAGAACCUUCGGCCCGAAGUGAUGUCGCAGGUCAGGGCCGCGCUGACGAAGUCCGCGGGCGCCGUCGACCAGCUCCUCCGGCUGGCGGACAAGCGCGGGAAGGUCGUCAUAGUCACCUUGGCCAAGAAGCCCUGGGUCACCGACUCCUGGUUCGGCGGCGGAUAUUUCUACCCUGGGAUCGGCGAGCUGAUCAGGAGGCUGAAUAUCCAGAUUGUCUACGCGCAGGAUGGCCAGCACAUAGAGUACAACAAGGUGAACAUGAUGGCAGAGGACCAGUUCGAGACGUUUUGGGCCGAGAUGAAGGGCAAGGCCAUUGCCAGGGCGCUUAGCGAGUUCUACUCUCAGUACGAGGGCCAGUCUUGGAAGAACAUCAUAUCCCUGGGGGACUCCGACUUUGAACGGUACGGUGCGAUGGCAGCGACUAUGCAAUACGCCGUGAGGCAGGGCCUGGUCAGCGAGGCGGAUAUUUUUCCGGCCCGAAAGGCAAUGGCGACGAAGACGCCGCAGGGCGCGGUAGUCGAGGUGGGCUCGCAGUUGUCCGUCUCGGACGUCAAGCACCACAUCAACGUGAGUAGCGGGAGGCGGAUGUCCUGGGAGGGCACCGUCAAUGGCCACGAGUUCAAGGUGCGGACGAAAACAUUCAAGAUGCUGGACGAUCCGACGGUGGAAGAGCUCAUGGUGGAGCUGAGGCUGCUGCAGCAGUGGCUCCCCAUGAUGGUGAAGCUGAACGACAGCUUCGACGUCGACCUAAAUUGCCUUGACGACAAGACGCACAUAGACAAAAUCGAGAACACGUUGCGACUGCUGGAGUCGUGA
Molecule: messenger RNA, 1641 nt
Organism: Prorocentrum cordatum
Lineage: Eukaryota; Dinophyceae; Prorocentrales; Prorocentraceae
Source: the annotation of a GenBank genome assembly